AUGUGGACCAAUCUGUCCAACUGUUCGUCAAACUGCAGUUGGGAUGCUAACGCUAACUUUUAUAUUUCGACGCCCCCGGUCACCAUUUUCCCCAUCCCGGUCCUCAUUGGUGUUACAGUCACCUGUGUGCUCUUCUUCCUUACGGGAGUGGUGGGUAAUUUGACCACCAUCAUGGUGGUGUUGAAGUAUAAAGAGAUGCGCACCACGACCAACCUGUACUUGUCCAGCAUGGCGUUCUCGGACCUGCUGAUCUUCCUGUGCCUUCCGUUGGACCUGUACCGGAUGUGGCGCUACAGGCCAUGGAUGUUGGGGAAUGUCCUGUGCAAACUUUUCCAAUUCGUCAGCGAGUGCUGCACCUACUCCACCAUAUUGAAUAUGACGGCACUGAGUGCAGAGCGAUAUUUUGCCAUCUGCUUCCCACUCAGGGCCAAAGUGGCGGUGACCAAGCGUCGCGUUCGUGGACUCAUCCUCAGCCUCUGGACUGUGGCUUUGUGCAGCGCCGGACCCGUGUUUGUGCUGGUGGGCGUCGAGCACGAGAAUGGUACUGACUGGCGGGAGACAAGUGAAUGUAAGGCGACAGAGUACGGCGCACGUACAGGUCUGCUGAGCGCCAUGGUCUGGGUCUCCAGCGGGUUCUUCCUGCUGCCUGUCUUCUGCCUGACUGUGCUGUACGGACUGAUCGGCCGCAAACUCUGGAGGAGGAAGAGGAGGAGGAGGGACAGGAUGAAGAGCAGGGACAGCAGCAACAGGCAGACCAUCAAGAUGCUUGCCGUGAUGGUGUUUGCCUUUGUGCUCUGCUGGCUUCCAUUCCACGUGGGUCGUUACUUGUUCUCGGCGUCACCCGAGGCGUUUGCGUCCCCGUUGUGGUCUCUGGUCUCCCAGUACUGCAGCCUUGUCUCUUUUGUCCUCUUCUACCUCAGUGCUGCCAUUAACCCCAUCCUCUACAACGCCAUGUCUAAGAAGUACAGGGACGCCACGCUGCGUCUCUUCAGCCACAGCUCACCAAGCUUCACCGAAUCCAGCAUCAGCUGCUGA
Messenger RNA from Tachysurus vachellii, 1035 nucleotides. It is a transcript of the gene ghsra, whose product is annotated as growth hormone secretagogue receptor a. The record is from RefSeq and is a predicted model, not a curated record. Gene Ontology annotation, molecular function: growth hormone secretagogue receptor activity. NCBI's taxonomy places the organism in Eukaryota, Metazoa, Chordata, Actinopteri, Siluriformes, Bagridae. Gene Ontology annotation, cellular component: plasma membrane. The transcript is spliced from 2 exons. Bases 1 to 1035 code for a protein of 344 amino acids. Gene Ontology annotation, biological process: G protein-coupled receptor signaling pathway; hormone-mediated signaling pathway.